AUGGCUACUUCUCAGCGCUCCCGUGUCUUCUUUGACAUUCAGAUUGGUGAUCAGAAGGCCGGUCGUAUUGCCUUUGAAUUGUUCAACGAUGUUGUCCCUAAAACCGCAGACAACUUCCGUGCUCUCUGUACCGGAGAGAAGGGCAUCGGCCAACAGGGAAAGCCAUUGACUUACAAAGGCUCAAUUUUCCACCGUGUCAUUAAGCAGUUCAUGAUUCAGGGUGGUGACUUCACGGCGUUCAACGGUACCGGCGGCGAAUCUAUCUACGGCGAAAAGUUCCCCGAUGAGAACUUCAACCUCAAGCAUGACCGUCCCUUCCUACUUUCCAUGGCCAACUCCGGCCCUGGCACCAACGGCAGCCAGUUCUUCGUUACCACUGUUCCUACCCCCCAUCUCGAUGACAAGCACGUUGUCUUCGGUGAGGUGAUCAACGGAAAGAGCAUUGUUCGCAAGAUCGAGAACAUGCAGACCACCUCCGACAAGCCCAAUGUCGAUGUUACUGUGGUGGACUGUGGUGAGCUCCAGGGUGAAGAGUACGAGAACGCCACCAAGAAAAUCCAGGACGCUACCGGCGACCCAUACGAGGACUUCCCCGAGGACCACCAGGGCGAAGAGCUGACCGCACCGCUCGCAUUCAAGAUCGCUUCCGACCUAAAGGGAUUCGGUAACACCGCAUUCAAGCAGGGCAAUCUGGAACUUGGUGUAGAGAAAUACCAGAAGGGACUGCGAUACUUGAACGAGUUCCCCGAAGUCGGUGAGAACGAUCCCAAGGAGCUGGAGGAGCAGAUGAAGUCUCUCCGAUUCACUCUCCACUCCAACUCCUCUCUGCUGGCUGGCAAGCUUUCGCAGUUCCGCAAUGCCCAGAAUUGGGCCACCUAUGCGCUCCAAAUUGCCGAGGCCGCCAACGCAAAAGACGCCGACAAGGCCAAGGUGCACUACCGUCGUGCUGUUGCCUAUAUUGGCCAGCGGGAGGAGGAUUUGGCGCUCAAGGACCUUACUGCUGCCCUAAAAUUCGCCCCUGGCGAUGCGGCUAUCACCAACGAGAUCAACAAGGUCAAGAAGGCCGUCAAGGACCGUGAGGCCAAGGACAGGAAGGCUGCUCAGAAGUUCUUCUCUUAG
Penicillium odoratum is the source of this 1119-nucleotide messenger RNA. RefSeq names its product peptidylprolyl isomerase. The transcript is spliced from 5 exons. The coding region runs from base 1 to 1119 and encodes 372 amino acids. Gene Ontology annotation, molecular function: protein binding; peptidyl-prolyl cis-trans isomerase activity. Gene Ontology annotation, biological process: protein peptidyl-prolyl isomerization; protein folding. Gene Ontology annotation, cellular component: intracellular membrane-bounded organelle. NCBI's taxonomy places the organism in Eukaryota, Fungi, Ascomycota, Eurotiomycetes, Eurotiales, Aspergillaceae. The record is from RefSeq and is a predicted model, not a curated record.